Molecule: messenger RNA, 1086 nt
Organism: Aspergillus pseudotamarii
Lineage: Eukaryota; Fungi; Ascomycota; Eurotiomycetes; Eurotiales; Aspergillaceae
Exons: 2
Coding region: 600-1061 (153 amino acids)
Source: RefSeq, a predicted model, not a curated record
CGCGGUCUCACAUCACAAUGUCGCAAAACGCCGAUCGCCCCUCACUAAACCCUACCGUCGAGGAGGAGGACGAAGAAAUCCAUACAGAGUCCCAUACUACCGAAACCACAGCUCCGCGCAGUCGAAUAUCAUGGCCGGAGGUGCGCGAAGAUCUCCCCGCGUGAAUGACGCACGAUAUCCAUCUUGUCGAGCCUGAUCGCUAAGGAGUGAAUUUCGUUGCAGAUCUGCGCCCAGCAUGAAUCCGUUCUGUCGUCACAUAUGGAAAUGUUGAAUGUGGUUCGAAAUAAUGUGCCUAGUGGUGACGCGUUGCAAAUGGUGUCGGGGAUGAUCGAGAAGACGAGUAGGUUGAUGACGCAGUUUCGGGUGGUGAAGAAACAAUUGAUUUCGAGUACGUAUUGUAAUAUGAACAAUGACUGUUACCGCUUCACCAAGGUAACCUUGUGACAGAACCAGGAAAUGUUGGAGAAUCAUCAGACAAAUCAACUGCUACAGCUAAUGAUUACCGGACCGCGUCUACGUCAUCUAGCCGUGAUUCGUCGAAACGACAACGCAGUCGUUCAAAAGAACGGAGGAAACGCUCCCGGGUGGAAUCGGACAGUAUGGAGGUGGAAAACGAAAGCACAGAUACCAUGCCUGUCGGAGCAGUGCAGUAUCAGAAGCGCAAGCGACUGGAUAUGAUGAUGCCGGGUGGGGACGAAGAUGUGAGGAAUGUGACGCCGGUGGCUCUGGAAACAGAGGACAUCUCCGAAGAAGUUCAACGUCGACUGGAAAUCAAAGAAGAACAGAGACGAAAAAGGAGCUCUAAGCCUGACAAGAGGAAACGGGACAGUAUGGCAUCCACAGGCAGCACGUCUUCUCCCGGUGGUAUUUCCAAACCGAAGAAAAGGACCAAAACAGAGAGUUUUCAGGACGGUACUAUUGACGUACCGUGGGAUACCGGCCGGAAGAAGAAAAUCCUGAAGCCGGUAGACUCUGAACAGGGGUCUGACGUCGCUUCUUUGGAAGAAAAACGAAGAACAAAGCGUCAGAAGCGCAAGUCGGGGACUCCUCCUAUCUUCUGAAACAUCAUCAGUUUCAAUACAAAAG